AAGCCGGUGGAAUGACCACGGAAUCAAACAAAGAGACUUCGUCAUCGACAACGUCCAAUCUGUAGUCACACUCACAUUCACAAAUAUGUAUACAACCAGCAAUGGUCUGGACUAACAAUAAGCGCUGAGCCGAGCUACGUCGUCGUUGCGAUUUUAUAGCUGAGUGAAGCAUUUUAUGAAUACUAACUCUGUUGCUGAUGGAGCGCCUGCAAAGUGAUGGCUCAGCGCUAGGUGCCCCUGAUUUACGUCAUACUGGUAGCACCGUGACCAGAGUAGGCGAACGUGGUUGGACGGUUGCUCAGCAAUUGCGCUCAGUCAGUCAGCGCAAACGGGUGCAAAUUGGACACACAGCGGUCACUUUUAAUUCACUAGCUACGGCAUACCCAAAAAUUGAUGCAAAAAUAAUAGUUAUUACAUACAUACACAUAUAUGUAUAAAUCUUUUUGAAAAUUUAAUUUGAGGCGCAAACAAAAUCGUAAAGAAAAAAGUUGUGAAGUGGUCAAAUCGCAAUGAAAAAAUAGUGAAAACACAAAGAAAAUUUCAAAAUAAAUAUUUGAAAAUAAAAUCUCAAUGCGGGUUUUUCAAUGUCAGGCGAUUAUAGUUGGUCAAAAUUGCGUUUCGCGCGCAGUUUACGUGCCGACGGCGAUUGCGGGAAAAUAAAACCAACUACAACGCGGUGUCGUAAAUCAGUAAGAAAAAGGCCAGUAAUCGAAUCGGAGUAAAGUUCCUAUUUUAGCUGAAUAAAAGUCGCUGAAGUCGUGGAGUGGCUGAAGAAAACUUUAAACAAAUAAAAUAAAAUGAAUUACCAUAGGCACAUUAUAUAUUUGAGGGCAUUGGUCGUAUUGUGCCUCAGCGUUGCGCCAUGGCGCUGUGGCAGUGCUUAUCAGAUAGGUGUGGGACGUGCCGAUUGUACGGGUCCCCCAGUGGAAAUACAUUUUAUGGGUUAUGCGAAUAUCAAACAAGUGGGACGUGGACUACACCUCCGGCAAUUUGCGCGCGCUUUUGUCGUCGAAGAUGAGAACCACACGCGAAUAGCUUUCGUCUCGGUCGAUGUGGGCAUGAUGGGCUAUGGCGUAAAAAGAGAGGUUGUAAAACGCUUGCAGGCGCGAUAUGGAAAUAUUUACACGGCUGAUAAUGUCGUCAUCAGCGGGACACACACUCACGGCGGUCCUGGAGGCUUCCUCAUGCAUCUACUUUAUGAUAUAUCGAUUUUAGGCUUUGUGCCACAGACUUUUGAAGCGCUAGUGCAGGGCUGUUACUUGAGCAUUAAACGCGCCACCGACAAUAUGGUAGAAGGAAAGAUAUUCCUUUCGAGAGCCACAAUAUUAAAUGUGAAUAUCAAUCGCUCACCCACCUCGUAUCUGCGCAAUCCCGAGGAGGAGCGUGCACAAUUCGAGCACGAUGUGGAUAAGGAAUUGACGCAGUUGCGCUUUGUGGAUGCGGACAGUAAUUUGAUAGGCGCCUUCAACUGGUACGCUGUGCAUGCGACAUCGAUGAAUAAUACCAACAAACUGGUCACCUCCGAUAAUAUGGGCUACGCGGCUUUACUUUUAGAGAAGGAAUACAAUACAAAUAAAGUGCCAGGCAAGGGUAAAUUCAUAGCCGCCUUCUGUUCCUCUAAUUUGGGCGAUGCUUCGCCGAAUAUCAUGGGGCCGAGAUGCUCGCUUAGUGGUAAUGACUGUGAUCUACUCACUUCAAAGUGCCCUGCCAAAGAAGGUGAAUGCUUUGCAUCUGGUCCUGGCCGUGAUAUGUUUGAGAGCACAGAAAUUAUAGCCACACGUUUGGCUGAGGGCGCUUUGCGGUUGUUGAACGAAAACAGUCAAGAGACAACAAGUCGAGAAAUAAUUGGCGAAUUAUCUUUCAUCCACCAAUUCAUCGACAUGCCCAACUAUAAUGGAACCACUUACAAUCCACUGCAAAGGAAACUGGAUAGGAUACGGGGCUGUCAGCCAGCGAUGGGAUACAGUUUCGCUGCUGGCACCACAGAUGGACCUGGCUCAUUUAGUUUUGAACAGGGCACCGUUAGUGAUAACGCGAUGUGGAAUGCUGUACGAGAUUUCAUAGUCGCUCCGACACAAGAGGAUAUCAGUUGUCACGCACCUAAACCAAUCUUACUUGCAACUGGAAGGGCUACAUUCCCAUAUGAGUGGCAACCUAAGAUCGUAUCCGCCCAGCUGCUAAAAAUUGGUGAUUUGAUUUUCGCCGCGGUACCCGGCGAAUUCACUACCAUGGCAGGCCGACGUUUACGCAAUAAAAUUAGCGCCGUGGCUGUGGCCACAGGUGGCAAGGACACUGAAGUAAUCAUCGCAGGUUUGUCGAAUAUUUAUUCCAGCUACAUCACAACGCCUGAGGAGUACCAGGCACAACGAUAUGAAGCUGCGUCCACGAUCUUCGGCCCGAACACGCACACUAUCUACAUGGAUGUCUUCGAGCAACUGACCAAGUCAAUGAUACGUGGCGAACGCUUAUUCCCCGGCCCCUCUCCUCCAUAUAUGAAUGAUCGUAUGCUAUCGAUGAACACUGGCGUUAUUUUUGACGGCCAUCCGAUUGGCAAGGACUUCGGACAUGUUAAGUUGCAACCGCGAAAGGCGUACCAAAUCAAUGAAACUGUCAAAGUCACCUUCAUUGCCGGCAAUCCGCGCAAUAAUCUCUUCCACGAAAAAACGUACUUUGCUGUAGAGCGAAAAAUCAACGAGGAACGUUGGAAGGUCGCAUAUACUGAUGCCAGCUGGGAGACAAAAUUCAUUUGGGAACGCGUUCAUUUGAUACUCGGCUUCAGUGACAUUCACAUACACUGGACCAUUGGCCCCAAUACUCUUCCCGGCGAAUACCGCAUUCGGCACUUUGGCAACUACAAAUAUAUCUUGGGCGGCAUUUUCCCCUAUGAAGGCAUUUCGAAUUCAUUCAUAGUUACGGAAGACUGAUCGGCGUAUAUACUAUGUAUUUGUAUGUACACACAUGCAAACAUACGAUAUGGAAUGAUUGGAUAACUAGUCAGAGACUGCGCUCUUCAGGAUGUAACUGCUUGUCAGCUAUAUACAUACAUACAUAUACAUAUCUAAAAUUAAUUAAAACGAUUGGAAAUUUAAUGUGCUAUUCUGUGCCAUACACGAUUCAUAUGUACCUACAUAUAUAUGUAUUUUUUGCCUACUAUUUAGUUGUGAAUAUGUAAAAUAAAGUUUAAAAGAAAGGUAAUAGAAAAGAACUGUUGC
Molecule: messenger RNA, 3212 nt
Organism: Rhagoletis zephyria (snowberry fruit fly)
Lineage: Eukaryota; Metazoa; Arthropoda; Insecta; Diptera; Tephritidae
Gene: CDase
Product: neutral ceramidase
Biological process (GO): sphingosine biosynthetic process; long-chain fatty acid biosynthetic process; ceramide catabolic process
Cellular component (GO): extracellular region
Molecular function (GO): N-acylsphingosine amidohydrolase activity
Source: RefSeq, a predicted model, not a curated record